Messenger RNA from Cyanistes caeruleus (blue tit), 505 nucleotides. The record is from RefSeq and is a predicted model, not a curated record. NCBI's taxonomy places the organism in Eukaryota, Metazoa, Chordata, Aves, Passeriformes, Paridae.
GCUCCAUCCCUCACUUCCCGUUCUCUAUGACCCCAAAAAUGACGGCGCCCGCUGCCGGAGCUCCAGAAGUGCCAAAAAAAUGCCCCAAAUCUGCCCGAAAUGUCCCCAAAAUGUCCCCAGAUGUGCUCCAGGUGUGCCCCAGGUGUGCCCAGGUGUGUUUUUUGCGACGCAGGUGGAGCGGAUCAAGGAGCGCGUGGAGGAGAAGGAAGGGAUCCCCCCCCAGCAGCAGCGGCUGAUCUACAGCGGGAAGCAAAUGAACGAUGAGAAGACAGCGGCCGACUACAAAAUCCAGGGGGGCUCCGUCCUCCAUCUUGUCCUGGCCCUGCGGGGGGGCGUGGCCAGGCCCUGAUGGGGGGAAAAAGGGGGCGUGGCCACUCCCAGACCACGCCCACUCCCUUUUAAACCACGCCCACCCUUCAUUUCCUUCUCCCCCUGAGCUCCUUUCCCGCCGGUGACUCCGUUAUUAUUUAAUAAAGGUUCGCUGAUGACGUCAGCAGCGCGUCGA